Molecule: messenger RNA, 2658 nt
Organism: Fusarium coffeatum
Lineage: Eukaryota; Fungi; Ascomycota; Sordariomycetes; Hypocreales; Nectriaceae
Exons: 10
Coding region: 1-2658 (885 amino acids)
Biological process (GO): DNA-templated transcription; carotene catabolic process
Molecular function (GO): zinc ion binding; DNA binding; carotenoid dioxygenase activity
Source: RefSeq, a predicted model, not a curated record
AUGCAGAGGCUUAUUCGAGCAUACUUCUCCAACACGGGGAUUCUAUUUCCAUACAUCCAUGAGCAAGCCUUCUUCGACACAUAUCAUCAAUUCCGACAAAGUGGCUUUCGAAGCAACGUAAGCCGGACUUGGCUGGGCUUGCUCAACAUGAUUCUAGCCAUGGCCACCUGUACUUCUUGCUGGGAGGAAUCUGGAAGCGACUCCCAUUUUGAGCAAUCCGACAUCUUCUAUCGUCGAGCUCAAGAGCUAUGCCAGACCCAAAUGCUCCGAGGCACUACCCUUGAGAUAGUUCAAUACCUCCUUUUGACAACCCAGUACCUGCAAGGUACCCAUAGAUCCGUCCAAACCUGGACCAUACAUGGACUCUCUGUCAAAGCCGCCAUGUCUAUUGGACUUCAUUCUAAGGACAUUGCCACAAAGUUCACCGCUCUUCAGCAAGAGAUCCGGAAGCGUACAUGGUUUGGGUGCAUCCUCCUUGAUAGGAGCCUUAGCAUGACCUUUGGGCGCCCAUGUACGAUUCCAGAAGAAUAUAUCGGACUGGAUUUACCCGACCAUCUACCUCUGUAUACUUCCGUCUCUGACGAAGUUCAACGUCUUAGCACCGAGUUCUAUAACGCUUCCAUGGUUAUAGGGAAAAUAAUAACUGCUCUGUAUGGCAACAACCUUGGAUGCGAUGCCCAAGUUUCGGAUACUAGUACCAUGACAGCUAUCAUUGAGUUUGAACAGGAGCUUUCAGACUGGCAAGGCAGCCUGCCAGUACAACUACGUCCCUGCAGUGCCGACGAGUUGUUACAACUUACAGAUAUGGAGGCACAGGAUACCACGGUUGAGCGUUUUCGAGUCAUCUUGACACUACGUUAUCUGAAUGCGCAACUCCUCCUCCACCGCCCCACGUUCAUUCGGUCCCUGAGCGCCUUGAAUCGGCAAUCGAAGGUACCUUAUCGCAACUCAGCCUCUGUCAACAACAUGCAAGCCAACUUUGACAAAACAUUCGUCCAGGUGGCACAAACUAUGCUGGAUAUUAUCCAUGUCGUGAUGAUGAGACAAGACCAUGGUCGCCACCUUAUUGGCGCUUGGUGGUUCACUCUUUACUAUUCGUUUAGUGCGUCUCUCGCAAUCUUCGGGGACUUCCCUCACUCGAACGUCGAGUCCAACAUGGCCGGUCACUACCGCGGUGUCUCUUCCAAGCCAAACAGGGCGUUCCCCAGCGAGCCUCAAUUCUCGGGGUUCAUGAAGCCUUGUCGUUUCGAAGGAGAGAUCAAUUUCCUUGAAGUUGAGGGUGAAAUUCCGCAAGAAAUUGAUGGGACGUUCUACAGGGUUAUGCCUGAUCCUCAAUUCCCCCCUUUAGCGGAUCAAGACCCUUGGUUCAAUGGGGACGGCAAUAUCAGUGCUUUUCGAUUCAGUAAGGGGAAUGUUCACUUCAAGCAACGAUAUGUUCGUACUGAAAAGUUCCUUCGGGAAAGGGAGGCUCAACAAGGACUUGCCGGAAAGUAUCGGAACAAAUAUACCGAUGCAGUUGAAUUCAAGGUCCGGACUACAGCAAACACCAACAUCUUCUAUUUUAACAAGGUUCUCCUAGCUAUGAAAGAGGAUGCUCCACCAUUUGCAAUGGACCCUAUCACGCUCGAGACAUUUGGAGUCCAUGAUUUCGACGGUCAAUUGCCCAGUCUUACUUUCACAGCUCAUCCAAAACUCGACCCUCAAACCGGAGAGUUGGUCUGUUUCGGGUAUGAAGCUAUGGGGGAUGGCACGCCUGAUGUCUGCUACUAUUCCAUUGACCCUGAUGGUACUUUCAACCAGACUGUCUGGUUGGUUUCACCUGUUGUCGGAAUGAUUCAUGACUUUGCCGUCACGGAGAAUUGGGUACUGUUUCCAAUCAUUCCUCAAAUUUGCGAUAUCGAUCGACUCAAGCAAGGUGGAGAACAUUGGCAAUGGGAUUCGAGUGUUCCGUUUUAUUUAGGUCUCCUCCCACGACGAGGUGCAAAAGCAUCAGAUGUAAAGUGGUUCAAGGCACCGAAUGCCUUCCCUGGUCACACGACGAAUGCCUAUGAACUGCCAGAUGGCAGAAUUGUCUUUGAUCUUCCUCUGACUGAUAAGAACGUUUUCUUUUGGUGGCCUGAUAAUGACGGAAACGCCCCAGAUCCUCAUGACAUCCAUGCUAAAUAUGUGCGAUACACCAUAGACCCAAAGACUUCAGACUUAGAUCUUCCAGCCCACGAAGUCAUUUCUGAGUGCGACAUGGAAUUCCCAAGGAUCGAUGAGCGAGUCUCAAUGCGACCUCAUCGGCAUAGCUUCUUUGACAUGAUGGACCCCACACUCGGAACGGACUUUGCUGCUAUUGCUCCAGUAUUGGGCGGUGGCCAUCCCUUGUACAACGCUCUGGGCCAUCUCAACCACGAAACUGGAAAGCUGGAAGUAUACUUUUCGGGGAAGACCCAUAUGGUUCAGGAACCAGUAUUUGUGCCGCGGUCGGAGGAUUCUCCUGAGGGCGACGGCUAUACUAUCGUAUUAGUCAACAACUAUGCUACUAUGUCAAGCGAGCUACAUAUAGUUGAUACAUCUGACUUUUCUGCUCCAAGAGCAGUAGUUAAACUGAAUGUCAGGUUGAGGGCUGGACUUCAUGGAAAUUGGGUGGAUGGUAAGGAACUUUAUGGUUGA